Melanaphis sacchari is the source of this 1667-nucleotide messenger RNA. RefSeq lists its product as uncharacterized. The transcript is spliced from 2 exons. NCBI's taxonomy places the organism in Eukaryota, Metazoa, Arthropoda, Insecta, Hemiptera, Aphididae. The record is from RefSeq and is a predicted model, not a curated record. The annotation marks the transcript as partial.
UUCCAAACACUGCAUUAUCUCCUGAAGCUAUAGAAGAAAUUACAUUAUUUGUACCGCCUAAUAUUAAUGCGAGUGCUAGUGAUAAUUUGUGUUUCCUAAGAUACCAUCCAAUUCAACCUUCUGGAGAUCUUCAUAAUUUACCAUUUAAAACAUGUCGUUUAUAUUAUCGAAUAAUGUCAAAUCAAACUAUGAUUCAAAGAAAAUGGCUUUCCUAUUCACUUCAUCUCAAUAAAAUUUACUGUGUUACCUGUUUGUGCUACACUGAUAGAACCAGUCCAUUUACUCAGGGUAUUACACCAUCGAAAAAACAUGUAUAUAAUCAAGUUGAAUUACAUGAAAAAAGCAGUACUCAUGGAAUGGCACUCAUGUCGUUUUUAUUACAAAGUAAAAAUCAAUGUACUAAGUCUUUAUUAACAAAAAAACAUAGUGAAGACGUAUUACAAAGAUGGCUAGUGUUACGAAGAAUAAUAGAUAUUAUUAAAUUUAUUGGAACUCAGGGUCUAGCAUUCAGAGGAAAACAUGAAGCAGCAUUUUCGCUUGACAAUAAUAAUACUAAUCAUGGAAAUUUUCUUGCACUAGUUUUACUACUUGCAAAAUAUGAUCCUAUACUUGAUCGCCAUGUUAAUACAUCGAUAGAAGCAAGUAAAAAAAGAAAAGAAACUCAUCAUAAUACUAAAGGGCGUGGUAACUUAGUAACUUUUUUAUCUAAAACAACAAUUAAUAAACUUAUUAAUAUUUGUGGAAAUCAAAUUCAAUUAGCAAUCGCUUCUCAAGUAAAAGAAGCAUGGAAGUUUAGUUUAGAAGUAGACUCAUGCCAAGAUGUAGGAGUAAUGGAUCAAGUUGCAAUUUGUGUUAGAUAUGUACGAAAUGGCAUUGUACAUGAAAGAUUAUUAUGUAUGACUCCUAUCCGUAAUACUGCUGGAAGACAAUAUUUUGACUUGGUCAAAACUAUUUUGAAUAAUUUAGGAUUAGAUAUAAGAAAUAUAAUCAGUUCAGCUUUUGACGGUGCUAGUAAUAUGUCUGGAAGAUAUAACGGGCUCCAAGCAGCUUAUGAUUGGCUCAUGUUCAAGUUGUUUAGAAGCACGUUUUUUUUUUUUGGAUUGUUAGAAAAGGUAGCAGUAUUUAUUGGAAAUUCUUAUAAACGUACAUCAAAGUGGAUUGAAAAUUUGGAACAAUUGGUUGAAGGACGUGAGACACUGAGAAGAUUACAAAAAAUUGGAAUUACUAGAUGGUGGGCCAAAGACAAAUCGCUUGAAACUAUAUUUGAUGUAAACAGGUAUGUUGUGCUUUUAAAAACACUUUAUAGUAUAGCGUACAGUGAUCAAUUUGAAUCCAAAGUUAGUUUCGAAGCUCAAUCUAUUUUGCAAAUAUUCUUAAAAUUUGACACAAUUCUUGUAGCUUUUGUUUUUAAAACAUUAUUUAAAUACACUACACCUGUAAGUAAAUAUCUUCAAACUGUUUCAUUGGACUAUCUAACAGCACAUCAAUUAUUAAAGAGUUUAGAAAAACAAUUAUCUAAUAUGGCAAAAGAUUCAAUAUCAACAUUUGAUAAUAUUUUUAAAGCUGCAUUAUCAUUUGCAAGUUCUGUUAAUGAUAUUUUAACUAAAAAUGAAAUUGAAUUAGAAAUCGAGACAAUACUAUCAAAAAAACGAUCACGGAAAGUUUAA